AUAUGUGUUAGAUUUGUCCUAAACCGUUGUCAGUGUUUGUCUCCAAUGUAGGACGUGGGAACGGAGACACUGAAAAGAGGUUUACAUGCACGACAACACGCUCACCUUCAUUCUUGACCAACCCUGUCACUGAUGGACAAGAUAUAAAAAGUCACACUCGGACUGGAUGUUAUUUCUCCAGGGCUGGCAGGGCGGGGUGAUUUUAAAGUAACAUCCAGAGCAUGUAGUGUAAUUAUGUGUAAUGUUAAAUGCAACCUGUUGCCAAAUAAUGACAGAGCAUUGACCCUGGGUCCUCAAAUUAGUGUUACGUCAUUUAAAUUUUAAAUUAAGUUUGUCUUUGUUUUGUUUGAUUGUUUUCCCAAAGAAUUAAAAUAUGCUUUAAAAUACGUUAACUAAAAUGAUUAAUUAAAAAAAAAAAAACUCUUAUUUUACAGCACACAACAUUAAUGAUAUACUGACUCUUACCCAUGAAACCUUUGCAAUCAUGUUAGCUAGCCAAUGCUAAAUAACUCUGCAGCACAUGUCCAUAACGACAAGGCAAACUAGUCAGAUAACACUUACGUGCUAUUAAGACUGUACCAGUAAUUAUUACCUUAGUGUCUUAGUAUUGAAUGCACCAUUAAAAAGGUAUGUUAAUACAUGGUACUUUAGGCUGCCCUAACGUCAUUGUAGACCCAGUUUACUGUGCAACUCAGUUUUAUACCUUAUAUGUAGUAGGGGGUCCCUGCCCCGUCUUAAAUUCAGCUGAGAGGUCCUUGGUCUGGUACAUUUUUAAGACCCCUGGCCGAGAUUAUUCAUGUGUCACCAGCCUCACAACGCUGCCCACUGUUGAUCACUGUAUUUCAGGUAACUGUUCUCAUCUCAGAAAACCAGGAAGCAGUGGGCUGUACAGUCUGUGCAAAAGAGCAGGAAUCCUGAUAAACUACUUUGUCUUUAGCGGCUACUGAAGAGCAGUCUCUUAACAAGCCAAGUGGCAUUCUUCUGACAUACAUUGUGCUGCUCACAUCUGCUAGCACCUCAUGUCAGACAGCAACGGAUCAUAACAGAAUAAUAAGUUAACCUUUACACAAUUUGUUUUUCUUUUUGUUUUGCUCUUGACUGAAAACAGAUUCAGCAAGAUGAAGGGGACUCAAACUUUGUAUCUGCUUUAUAUCUCAGGAUUUUGCUCCUUCGCACUGGGAUCUUCAGAUUUUCACCUUAUAAACGUGUCUAAGACCUACGCAGAAGCAAAGGCCUACUGUAGAGAGAUGUACACAGACUUAGCUACGAUUCAUAACUCAACAGAUAUGAAUAAUUUGAUCAGUUUAGUUUCAAAUGACGUUAUCAGAGCCUGGAUAGGACUGGAGGCUGGAGAUGUGUGGAUGUGGCAUUGGUCCUGGCCUGAUCAAAAACUGGAUUAUUUUAACUGGAAGAAGGGAGAACCAAAAACAAAUAAUAAAGACGCCUGUGCAGAAAUGGAUCAACACGGCGAGUGGAUUGAAAGUGACUGUAGAACUGGAAAAAGUUUUGUUUGUCAUGGCAACAGUGAUGACAGCGCUCUCAAAUUUGUUGCUGAGGCCAAAUCAUGGAGGGAUGCUCAGAAUCACUGCAGGAGCUUGUCGUCUGAUCUCAUCAGCAUACACUCAGCGGAGGAGAAUGUGGCAGUACGUAAUGUGUCUUUGUCACAAAAUGUGUGGAUUGGCCUCUUCAAAGAUUCCUGGAAGUGGUCUGAUGGGAGCAAUUCAUCAUUCCGGUUCUGGAAACCCUAUAAACCAAGUAACUUACAAGAUCAGGACUGUGUUCUUGCUGCGUUCAGAGACGGAGGGAAGUGGAAUGACCGGAAAUGCAGCAUCACACCCAAAUUUGUUUGUCGUGGGGCAAGGAAAUCAAUUCCAACAACCACCAAUCAAACAAGCACAAGUACCCUUCCGAUCACUUCAGAGGUCACGACAACAUUACAUCUGACUGUGGCUACUGAGAAUCAAACCCCGGCUAUUAAUGUCACCAUGGAAGAAACAACAUCUACCGGUGGACUGACAACACCAAAUACCACAGAUCUUGUGUCAAAUAUGUCAAGCACUGAGCUCAACAAUGCAACAACAGAAAUGUCAACUAUGACAGCAACACAGCAACCUUCCGCAACUAUUGCACGAGUUACUACAGACGGUGUCUCUACAUUAACAACACUGAUGGGGACUUCGGCCUUGACUACUACACAGGCCUUGACCACUACACAGGCCUCGACCACUACACAGGCUUCGACUCUAAAGCCCACUGAAAACAGUCAAAGCUUGUCUACAGGAAACCUGAUAUUAAUCCAGGAAAAUAUGACAUGGAUUGAAGCUCUGGGUUACUGCAGGGAGCACCAUACUGACCUUGUCCACAUUACCGCUGAGGACAUUCAGGGGAAGGUGGCUGAAAAGGCAAAAAACGCCACAUCCCCCCAUGUUUGGUUAGGUCUACGCUACACUUGUAAAUUUAACUUUUGGUUCUGGACUGAGUCAACCGCUGGCUGUUACCAGAACUGGGCCCCGGGACAAGGAUCUGAGGGGGAAUAUGACUGUGGUGUUACAGGUGCUAUUGAGGCCACUGGGAGGCAGCAGUGGGUCGGCUUGCCUGAGACAGAGAAACUGAAUUUCAUCUGCUACACAUGUGCUGGAUGAGUGUGGAGGGCCAGACCACAGUGUUGUUGCUGCAGCUCUCAUAAAGCUGUAUGGACAAACUACACAUUUGUUCUGGUUAUGCAAACUUUGCUGUUUCAAAAUGAUAUAUAUUUUUUUGCAAUUGUGGAUUCAACAUUAAAUACAAUGUUUUUCACAAUUUAACAGAGAUAUCAUGGUUAUUUUAAUGCUCACUUAUGACGUCAUACUUCUACCUUUGUUAAAAUACAGCUGCCUUCUCUAUUGUUGAGAGUGAAUUUCAUUAGAUAUGAAAACCUCAUGUGGUGUGUAGGCGUGCACAUUCACAGUCAUGGGCAGCAAGAGUAAUGUGAGAACAUUGAUCUGCUCUAUGUCUUUCACUCAGGGGUUACUAUUUGCAUGUUGACCCCCUGGGUUGGGCCCCAACAUUGUCUUUUUCAGACCACCAGAGUGUGGCCCCAAUCCAGACUGCUUGCUGCCCUCGCUGACCUGACCUUCACUAUCAGCCACAUGGAAGACAGAGCUCGCAGACGCUCACCUUCCUGUCUGCACCCUUGAAGUACACGGACCAUCUACAACCAUGGGAAAUGAUACAACAUAUGAAUCUUAAAAUGCAUCUGUGUAUUUAUAUUUCUUUUUUUUGUUCACUUUUCUCAACACAAAACAAACUUAUUUGAAAUGUGAAAUGAAUGACUCCAGAAACAUGUCUGACCGGGCUUUAACUGUCAUUUAGUACAUGUUAAAGGAAUACGUCACCCACAAAAUGACCAUUUGUAUAUCAGUUAGUCAUGCUAUGUCUCCAUGUAAAAUGGCAUGGCAACAUAUUAUUUUUUUAAUUGAUUGGGGACUACAAAACAUCCAUUUACAAAAUCUCACACAACUUGUGCAGUAUAAUCCAAGUCUCACAUGUCCAGUCGUAUGCUCAGCACUUCCAAACAUAUGCAUUUUUGCUAAAACCUCGCUACUUAACAAAUAACUGAAAGAGACUUAUCUAAGCUUUCUUCAAAUCCAGACUUAAAUACUAAGGUUUUUGGAGAAAAUGCACGUGUAUGGGAAGUACUGAGGGUACAACAGGAUAAAUGAGACUUGGAUUAUUCUGCACGAGUUGUGUGAGAGUUUGUAAAUGGAUGUUUUCUUAUAGUUUUGCUGUUGUCAAACAUGGUCCCCCAUCAAUCAAUAAAUCAAUAUGUUCGCUGUUUUCUGUGAAGGCACGAGAGUAAAGCAAAAUUUUCUUCACAAAUUCAAGGUAACCCAGCAUGACUAAUAUACAAAUGGUCAUUUUGUCCCUUUAAAGUCUACGAUCCUUGAUGAGGGAAAAGAAGAAACUGUGUAAAGGCCGAUACAACACAGGAAAUAAGCUGUGUUCAGUUAAAAUUAUUGGAAUACAAAUGGUGAUAACUGGUGCAUACGGUCCUUUAACCACAAACUGAUAUUAAAGUUACAUCUCAAUAUGCCUACAGGCCUCUUUUUGGAAAGAUUUAACUUUGAUAACAUUUUCAAUAUUAUCCAGUAUUAAUACUUAUAAUCAUCAGUAUACGAGUAUGUUUGCAUCAUUUAGUUCAAUAACCCCAUAUAACCACUAUAUACCACGACAUACAGCUUGUAAUCCACCGCUGCAUUUUGAUAUCUGCUUUUGCAUCCACAAUGAGCGUCUUGUCACUUGUCAAUUACCACGGACCAUUACACAUGAGUGUGUCAUAGCUUAGUUACUCCCUGAAUAGGCAUUGGUCAGUGAGCCUCCCAUCAGUUCAAUG
Epinephelus moara (kelp grouper) is the source of this 4372-nucleotide messenger RNA. RefSeq names its product C-type mannose receptor 2-like. The record is from RefSeq and is a predicted model, not a curated record. The transcript is spliced from 5 exons. Bases 1119 to 2642 code for a protein of 507 amino acids. Lineage: Eukaryota; Metazoa; Chordata; Actinopteri; Perciformes; Serranidae.